AUGUCAUCAUUGACUUCUUUGAACCUGGAACUUUAUGAAGUCCAGUCAAAAAGAUGGCCUGCUACUGGCCGUCAUAUUAUGGCUCAAUAUGACGAAUCUACAAUUACUGUUUAUCAAGCAUUUAAACCUUCCAUUGCUCAUUAUGCUGUUGAAAAUCAAAAAUUUGGUGGUCCAAGUUUUUCAUGGUUUUUAUUUUUAAUUCAUUUAAUUCGUUUACACUUCACAUUUAUCUCUAUAAAUGCAUCUGGAUGGGCUACAAAAAAAGACCAAGGAAGAAUUUUGGCCAUCAAAAUAACUCUUCAGGGAUUUCAAACAAUUCUUUCAAAUGCAGUCGCUUCAACAUAUGGGCAAGUUAGAAAUAUCUUUGCUAGCGAAAAAGAGUGGAAUAUAGCAUUAAAAACUUCAGAUAUUAGAUUACAAUGGGAUCCUGAUCAUGGUUUAGUUGGAGAAAAAUUAAAUCGUAGGGCAAUUCAAUUAGGCAUCCGUGGCAAGUUCUUGGAACAAUAUUCUAAUGAAUGGAUUCAAAGCAUUGAAGACAUUACUGAGUUUGUUAAAGAGCAACAUAAAUUAGUGGUAGAGAAGAAAUUUGAUCAAGUUAUGACACCUUUUGAAAUGGUUUAUAAUGUUCCAAAAGAGCUAAGUAAAAGAAUUGGUUUGGAGAUUGUGAAUGAAUAA
This is a messenger RNA of Cetraspora pellucida, 675 nucleotides long. NCBI's taxonomy places the organism in Eukaryota, Fungi, Glomeromycota, Glomeromycetes, Diversisporales, Gigasporaceae. The record is from the annotation of a GenBank genome assembly.